Molecule: messenger RNA, 471 nt
Organism: Kazachstania africana CBS 2517
Lineage: Eukaryota; Fungi; Ascomycota; Saccharomycetes; Saccharomycetales; Saccharomycetaceae
Gene: RSO55
Product: Rso55p
Exons: 1
Coding region: 1-471 (156 amino acids)
Biological process (GO): translational termination
Cellular component (GO): mitochondrion
Molecular function (GO): translation release factor activity
Source: RefSeq, a predicted model, not a curated record
AUGCAAAGGAUUCACCAAAGGUGGUUUCGAACACAAAUUGUUCCACAGAUAAAGAGGAAUAAGUUGCCGCCAAGACCGAAAUUCACACCAGACUUAGAGCCUCAAUGUGUGGAAGCGUUUAUGCAUGGCGGCAGAGGACCAGGGGGACAAAAGAUUAAUAAAACCAAUUCGAAAGUUGAAUUGAGACAUAUUCCAACCGGGAUUGUGGUUAAAUGUCAGGAAACCAGGUCUCGAGAGAGAAACAGACAAAUUGCAAGAGAGAAAAUGGCAUAUGAAAUACAGAAAUACAAUAACAAUGGUAUCUCCGAAAGGGAUAUUUCAUUGAAACUACUGCAUUCUCAAAAUAAGAGAUCGAAAGCAAAGAAAAGUAAGGAAAAAUAUGCUAAGCAUAAUCUUGAAAGGGAACUUAUGAAAAGGGGACAAGAACUGGAAGAUAUGGAAGUGAUCAAAAAAAUGGCCUCUAAAGAAUGA